Fundulus heteroclitus (mummichog) is the source of this 2746-nucleotide messenger RNA. It is a transcript of the gene gria1a, whose product is annotated as glutamate receptor, ionotropic, AMPA 1a. Gene Ontology annotation, biological process: modulation of chemical synaptic transmission; synaptic transmission, glutamatergic. Lineage: Eukaryota; Metazoa; Chordata; Actinopteri; Cyprinodontiformes; Fundulidae. Gene Ontology annotation, molecular function: AMPA glutamate receptor activity; transmitter-gated monoatomic ion channel activity involved in regulation of postsynaptic membrane potential. The record is from RefSeq and is a predicted model, not a curated record. Gene Ontology annotation, cellular component: AMPA glutamate receptor complex; postsynaptic membrane; plasma membrane.
AAACGUCCAUUUUCCUCCUCUGAAGUGAGAAUCUGCAAUCGGGAGAGGUAUCGUGCCUCCGUUUCCCGUGCGAAACAGCCCUUUUAAGACUUCUGUGACUCGAUCUUUCGCCAUCCUUUUUUAUGAGCUAAAACCCCUGACGCUUGUUGCUCUGACACUUGUAUCCAUGCAUUUACGCAAGAGAGGGGUGUUUUUUUUUCUCUCUCUCUCUCCUUUCAUUUCCAGCGUGCAACAAUUAAAUGCAUCUUGAUCCGCUUAAUUUGACAGGAGGAAAUUUGUCUAAUAGCUUUGAAGAAUCAACAGUUCUUUUUUCUUCUCUCCUGAACGGGAUUUUAUUCAUUUCUUUUUUUCUUUUUUUCUUUCUUUUUGCAGUGCAGCUCUCGCUGAAGUCAUUCUCCGUCUCGUAGCCUACACGGCAAGCAAGCAAGGACAGGAGAGCAUCAGCAGCGAGAGAGAAAGGUGCCUCCUCUCCUCUCCUCUCCUCUUCUCUCCUCUCCUCCUCGCCAUUGCGCUCAUUGUGUCGCUGCUGAAUCGAUGUCAGUGCGAACGCUCCUGUAACCGGAGGCUGCUGGAAGCGCAGGGACAAACCCACGGACAAACCUAUGCGUGGAUUCCGGCUCUUUUUCCCUUCGCCAAUGCAAAAGGAAAUAUGCAGCGAAGCGUCACCUUGCUCUACACCAGUUUACUGGGGAUAUGCUUGGGUUCGGGUUCAAGUUUCCCAAGUAACAUCAAUAUAGGAGGAUUGUUCCCCAACGUUUCGCACGAAUAUGAGGUGUUCCGGUUCGCGCUCUCUCACCAUCAGGACAUCCCCAAACUGGUGCCGCAGGUGGAUAUGGUCCUAAUGGGAAAUAGCUUCUCCAUGACAUAUGCCUUUUGCUCCCAGUUCUCCAAAGGCGUGUAUGCCAUCAUUGGCCUCUACGACAGGAAGACCGUCAACAUGCUUAUGUCGUUCUGCGGAGCUCUUCACGUCUGCUUCGUCACGCCGUCCUUCCCCAUCGAGACAGCUAACCAGUUUGUCAUCCAGUUGAGGCCUGAACUUCAGGACGCUCUGGUGGGAGUCAUCGAGCACUAUGGAUGGACCAAGUUCGUCUAUAUGUACAGCUCUGACUCGGGGCUUUCGGUGCUGCAGAAGGUUCUGGACACGGCAGCGGAGAAGAACUGGCUGGUGACCUCAGUCAAUGUGGAGAGCAUGACGGGGGCGUCCUUCUUGAAAGUGUUCCAGGAUUUGGACAAGAGGAAGGAGGGACAGAUUAUCAUUGACUGUGAGACUGAGCGACUCACUGGCAUUCUCAAAGAGAUUGUGGAACAAGGAAAGAACGCAAAGAGCUACCACUACAUCCUCGCCAACCUGGGUUUCCUAGACAUCGACCUGACAGACCUGAGGAAAGGUGGUGCCAACAUCACUGGCUUUCAGCUUGUUAACAACUCCGAGCCGAGCGUGAGCCGCAUUGUCCAGCAGUGGAUGGAGUUCGACAACAAAGACUCCAAAGUGCCCAAAACUGGACUCAAAUACAUGGGCGCACUAACAUAUGACGGGGUGAAAGUCAUGUCCACAGCCUUCCAGAAUCUGAGGAGACAGAGGAUAGACAUCUCUCGUCGCGGCAACGCUGGAGAGUGUCUCGCCAACCCACCAGCCCCUUGGGGACAGGGCAUAGACAUCCAGAGAGCCUUGCAGCAGGUUCGCAUUGACGGAUUGACCGGUCACAUCCAGUUUAAUGAGAAGGGCCGCAGGACCAACUACACCGUUAGUGUCAUGGAACUGGCCCCAUCUGGACCCAAGAAGGUUGGCUACUGGAAUGAAGAUGAGAAGUAUGUGACCACAGCGAGCCUCAUAAGGGCCAACAAUGACUCACAUGGACUGUUGAACAGGACGUACAUAGUCACCACUAUUUUGGAGUCUCCCUAUGUGAUGUUGAAGAAGAGCCACGAUCUGCUCUCAGGGAAUGAUAAGUACGAAGGCUACAUUGUAGAGCUGGCUGCAGAGAUAGCCAAGCAUGUGGGUUACCAGUACAAGCUGAAGAUUGUUUCCGACGGCAAGUACGGAGCCAGAGAUCCUGAAACCAAGAUGUGGAAUGGCAUGGUUGGAGAACUGGUCUAUGGGAAAGCAGAUCUGGCUGUCGCUCCUCUUACUAUUACCCUUGUCCGCGAAGAGGUGAUAGACUUCUCCAAGCCGUUCAUGUCUCUGGGCAUUUCCAUCAUGAUCAAGAAACCCACCAAGUCCAAGCCUGGUGUCUUUUCCUUCCUGGACCCUCUGGCGUACGAGAUCUGGAUGUGCAUCGUGUUCGCCUACAUCGGCGUCAGCGUCGUGCUCUUCCUCGUCAGUCGGUUCAGCCCUUACGAGUGGCACGCCGAAGACUAUGAGGAGGGAGCCGAGCCUCAGACUCCCACGCAAGCGGCGGCCUCCAACGGGGUGCAGUCGAGCCAGACGCCGACGCAACAGAAUGCCAACCAGCAGAGUCCAGAACAGACCAACGAGUUUGGCAUCUUCAAUUCGCUUUGGUUUUCACUCGGCGCCUUCAUGCAGCAGGGUUGUGAUAUCUCACCACGGUCUCUGUCCGGUCGCAUUGUGGGUGGCGUCUGGUGGUUCUUCACCCUGAUCAUCAUCUCCUCCUAUACGGCCAACCUGGCUGCCUUCCUGACAGUAGAGAGGAUGGUGUCUCCUAUAGAAAGUGCUGAGGACCUGGCUAAGCAGACCGAGAUCGCCUACGGAACGCUGGAUGCCGGCUCCACAAAAGAGUUCUUCAGG